Messenger RNA from Mytilus trossulus (common blue mussel), 420 nucleotides. RefSeq lists its product as uncharacterized. The transcript is spliced from 4 exons. Lineage: Eukaryota; Metazoa; Mollusca; Bivalvia; Mytilida; Mytilidae. The record is from RefSeq and is a predicted model, not a curated record. Bases 43 to 411 code for a protein of 122 amino acids.
UGUAAGGUUAAUGAUUUGAAGCGAACUAUUCUAUCUAACAGAAUGGGACAUGUUGCAAAUUGUUGUCUUAUUUUUAAGAUAUGUGUUUUGAUUUUGGUGUACGUGAAUGGACAGCAUUCUGUAAAUGACGGUGUAAAUUUCAAAUAUGUUCCGAAUGUGAAUCAUCUUCUAGCUGUUAGAGUCCAUCAUGACUGCUACAUGUAUAACACUACGCAACAGGAACAACACGACAUGCACGACACACUAACAAUGAUCGGCUUAGAGGCAAAAGUUUUGAAGAUGAUCGAUGAUCGUGCGACUUAUUUCAAGACAGCAUCUAAGGAUCAUUAUAAACAUGACCUCAGGCGGUUCAAUCAUUUCUGUCAACUAGGAAAUUCUACACUUUGGGUCUUUAAAGGUCACGUGUUUUGAUAUCUGGUA